Molecule: messenger RNA, 2807 nt
Organism: Bursaphelenchus okinawaensis
Lineage: Eukaryota; Metazoa; Nematoda; Chromadorea; Rhabditida; Aphelenchoididae
Source: the annotation of a GenBank genome assembly
AUGAAAACGAUGGUUGGUCUUCAACUACAACAGAAUCAGGUCCCGAAAACCUCGCCGGCCGUGCUGGCCUUGAAGGCUAUCAACGAAGCGCUACAACAGAAGGUGGUGUCGCCGCAGACCGUCGCCCACGCCAACUCGCCCCAAAUCCAGAACAACGAGGUGAUUCAGCAGUCGAUUCAGAAGGCGGAACAGCUCAAAAACAAUCUGGUCGAGGCGUUGAAACAGGUAAGGGAGUCGACUUGGGAUGAUGGAUUGGUGGUUUGUUUGAAUGAAGGUUGAGGAAUAGGUAUUGUAAUGGAAGGAGGAUAGGCGUUUUAAUGAAGCAGAGUAGAUAUUGUAAUGGAAGUAGAGUGAAAAAAGAGUUUUGUUUUGGUAGUUUGUUACUUAAAAUGAAGGUAUUAUAAGGGAAAGGUCUUGGCAAGUUGUUUUAGGUUAGAAAAGCCGAGAAAUGGCAAGUGUAGGUAAUAAAACCUUAAAAACUGCGAUUUUAGUUAACAAAAAGUCAAGAACUUGAUAGUUUAGGUAACAAAAAACAACAAAAUAUUAAUUUGAGAUAAAGGCAGGCCCAGCAUAUCAAAAAACAUCCCCUUUCCCGACCUAAAACCUCUGUAAAAACAUGUUGAGCAAGCCAACAAUCAUGAACAUGUUGUUGUACUUGAUGGAAGAUCCGCAAAAACCGAGCAGUAAUUAUGCAAUGACGUGCGGAACCCAUCAGAACAACACAUUUCUGAUUUUUUGAAAAAUUUUUAAACGAAAAAAUUAAUGGAUCUUCGGCUGAAAAAUUGAAAAAAAGUGCACAGGGGAGACCAAGCUGUUUUUUUUCGAAAUAAAAAAAUUUUUUUUUUAUUUAAAUUUACCUUGUUGUGCUUGGGAUUGGCUUUUAAUUGGCACAGAGUAAACAAUUCAAGCAUUGUUUUUUAAGUUUAGGUAACAAAAAGUUCUAACUUUAAGAUUAGGUAACAAAAAAUUUUACUUGUAAGGUUAGGUAACAAAAUUCAAAAUUUUCAAAAUAACACCAACGUUUACAGGACAACCUGGCCGAGAUCCGCGUGACAAUCCAGGAAAUCGAUCGUGCCCACUUGUGCAAGGAUGCGCUUGAGGUAUUUCCCUAAAUUUCCGGUCCACUAACGCGUAGACGCCGCCUCGAGCGGCGCUUUUCUUUUAAGAUUUCUCGAAUCGGUGCAGUCGUGAACGGUCUUCGCAAGAGCAUCGCCGACACGAACCCCGACCUCGCCAAACAGUGCCGACAGUUGAUCAAGAGCUGGCGUUCUAACGUGACCGAAGCCUCGAGACCGGCCAGUUCGUGUGGGUCCUCGACCUCGGGUACGCCGGGAUUGGUUUCGCCGGCGAUUAGAAGAGGAAUCACGCCCAGAGGAGGACGAAAUGUGACUCCUAGUGGCACUACGCUGAAUGGAGUUGGUAAGGAUUUAAAAAUGGCUUUGGGUAUCAAAAAAUGGCAUGCAUGGUUCUCAAUAAAAAAUUGAUUUUUUUGGAUCCACAGGGGGGGAGUACGUUAAGAAAAAUUCAAAAAAAAAUUUUUUUUUUGGAAAAAAUAUUAAAUUGAGGUCUAAACUAACUAUAAUUAACCCUAUUCUUUAUAUAUUACCUAUCUAAGCCUUCAAAAAAUUUCUAAGCCUAAAAAAUCAUUUUUGAAACCUAAUCUUACACCUCUAACUAUACCUCUUUCAGAUGGCCAAGCUGCAGGAAGCUACGCGCCAGGCGUCUCACCGUCGUCUCAAAAACGUCGUGUGGACCCAUCUCCACCUCAGGCCGCCAAGAAACUGAAGCUUUCACCAAUUGCCGAAGCCCAAUCAGUGAUUGCGGCUCGUCAGAAUGUCCAAUCUACGGAACAACUGGUCGCGUCGCUUGGCAUGGACAACAUUUUGGCUAGUUUGACCAAGAAAGCUGAGGUAAGGAGAGUUGGGAUUAUGGAGAAGGAUUUGAGAAGAGCGUGGUAAAAUUUAGUGGGUGGAUUUGGAAUUAUUUAUGGGUUGAAUGCUAAAUUUUUGUGAAUUGGGGGUGUUUUUUUGAUGUUUUGAUACUUUUUGAUGGUUCAAAAUGUAAUUUUUUAAAAGCUACUAGCAGUUUGACAUUGGAAAAGGAUUUAGCAUGGUUUUUGGAUUGAGCACGGCGGUGGAUUUUAGAAAAUUUUAGAUUUUUUUCAUUUUUUAGCUUUUUAAACUGAAUUUUUAAAAAUUUUAUCAAUAUUUUUUAAAAUACAAUGUUGUUUUUCAUUAGAAAAAAUAAUUUUCCAAAACUUUCAGAGCCCUCCCGCCGCUACACCAGCUCCAGAAGCCGACAAGUCGGAGGAGAAGAAGCGCCAACGCAAAUCCAAAACCUCGACCGCUCAGCCACCGCUUCGUCUCAAAAUCAAGUUUGGUAGCCAACCCUCAAUCUCAUCUGUCAGCGAGUCCACGGAUUCGGCUGUUCACUCAGGCGUUUCAUCCUCGUCAGCUUCUCCCAAUGUUAACCAUGACAAGAAGGACGAAUCGGCCGAACCAAAAGGCACCGAAUCUCCGGAGCCAAUGGAAGUGGACUUAGAAUCCGCCACAGAAACCCCUCAAUCCGAUUUGAGUCAGAAGCCGUCGUGGUACGACAAGCUGGUCACGGUGGAAGAGCUGGAGCGUCGUGCCGAAGCUCAACAACAGUUGUUGACCAAGAACCUGAACAAAACGAAGAUCACGGAGCUCAGCGUGCUGAAACAAGGCAAACGUGAUGUGCUCGUGAUGCCCUACAUUGAUCUGGACGAACAGCCACAGGACUUGUUUGUUGGUCUGCUGGACGUGGAUUUGUUGAGUGUAAAUUAA